Messenger RNA from Saccostrea cuccullata (small rock oyster), 5667 nucleotides. RefSeq lists its product as uncharacterized. Bases 1 to 5667 code for a protein of 1888 amino acids. Gene Ontology annotation, biological process: DNA integration. The transcript is spliced from 2 exons. NCBI's taxonomy places the organism in Eukaryota, Metazoa, Mollusca, Bivalvia, Ostreida, Ostreidae. The record is from RefSeq and is a predicted model, not a curated record. Gene Ontology annotation, molecular function: zinc ion binding; nucleic acid binding.
AUGUCAAAGGUUGAUGACAAAACGACCCCGGAUGGUACAACGCCUGAUGUUACGGAUACAGCUAAUGGUACAACAUCCAGCGAAAACUAUGAUACAACGAUGAAUAACGAAAACAACGAACCAGUGAAUAAUGAGACACAACAAACGACAAACAAAGACACUUUACUUGUGGGACAGAGGAAGUCUGAACGGGUACAUAAACCCACCGACCGAAUGUUAGAUUACAUGGACCAGGAGUCUAAGAGACGUGAAAAGAGGAUUCAAUUGUGCUUCGAUCGAUGGAAGUUCAAGGUCAGGGUGUGUAGACAAAAUGUGAAAAUAGAGUCCAGUGAAGAAGAUCUUGGAAACAUGUUAGACGAAAUAUUAAAGCUGGAAAGGGAGGUCAUAGAGGCUUUUGAACAUUUGCGUAAUUCAUGUAAUGCACCACACCAAAGUGUAGUUCGGAAAGUGGACACUUGUGUUGCUAUUUCUAAAGACAUGACUCAUCUCAUCAAUGAAAAAAUCUCAGGAUUUGAAGACACCAUAGACAGUCGUAAAGGUUUAAAGCAUAAUGAGUAUGCUAGGUCUGUGUUUAGUGACUUAAGUUGGUCUAGUGUCUCGGAGAGUGAUUCGAUAAAAUCACAACUGUCCUCAAAGUUCGUGGAUGCCCUCGCAGAUGUAGCAACCAAAAGGGUAGAACUGGAGUCGAUAAAGAAAGAAGAGGAACAGCAAACAAAGUUUGAAGCACUGCAAGAGCAACAACGAAAACUACUAGAAACUCAGCAGCGGGAAGUGAGAAAAUUGCAAGCAGAGAAAUCAGUUGCAAUGGCAGAAGCAAGACUCAAGGCCUACUCGGAUUUGAUGCAGGGGUAUGUGAACAUUGCUGCAGCCACAAGCAGACGUCAAACUGAACAUGACACUUCCUUUAGAAGCCGUCCAACUGACCCCCCGGCUGUUCCGACUAUUGUCAGCCACCCUACGUUUACACCAGUCGUCACGUCUACUACUCAUCCUACCGUUACACACACUGGGAGGUCUACUUAUACUCCGUUCAACCCACCUACUAACAACGCUACAGUCAACUCGAACAGCACCACAAACGAUGAUUCUACAACAAGUAUCUUAGCAAAGGUGUUUGCGGACUCAGUGAACCUUAAUAGACUACCUAUACCUGAGCCGUCAGUGUUCACAGGAGAUCCACUUCGAUUCGUAGAAUGGAAGACAGCCUUUCAUGCAUUGAUAGAACGUAAAGGCAUUCCUGAGCAAGAGAGACUAUUCUAUUUGAAGAGAUACGUGGCGGGUGAAGCACUACAGACUAUAGAUGGAUUCUUCUACAGUGGAAGCAGCUCUGCAUAUGAAAAUGCCAGACAAGUCCUGCAGGACAGAUACGGACACCCAUUUGUUAUGCAGAAGGCAUUUAGGAAGAGACUAGAGAAUUGGCCCAAAAUCACAGAAGGGAAUUCAAAGGCUCUCAGAGAUUUUGAAGACUUCCUACUAGCCUGUCGAGAUGCAACGCCUCAGGUUCCAAGCCUUAAAAUUCUGGACGACUGCUCUGAAAAUCAGAAACUAUUAAGCAAACUUCCUAAUUGGGCUGCACUGCGUUGGAAUCGUCAAGUUCAAGAAACUAUUGACUCUACUGGUGAAUAUCCAUUAUUCUCCAAGUUUGUGGACUUCGUCGUAAAGGAGGCUCGCAUUGCUUGUAAUCCAGUCUCGUCAAUCUAUGCGCUCAAGGACACUGACACUAAACCUGCCAGAGAGCACAAAAACUCGAGUCGCAAAGCAAACAUCCUCGCAACGAAUUCAACUCAUCAGCACAAUGCAACGGGAACUGACAUGAGACCCAACUUAUGUGAUUAUUGUGAGAAAGAAGGACAUCCCUUGUUCAAGUGUGAGAAAUUUAUUAACUUGUCUAUUGAGGAUAAACGAGUGGUAGUGCGUAAGAAAAACCUGUGCUUUGGAUGUCUACGCAAGGGCCACAGAAACAAGGACUGCAAGAAGAAGCAUACGUGUGGUAUCUGCAAGGGAAAACACCCAACCUGCAUGCAUGAAGAUGAAUCACCAACAAGAAAGCAACAAUUAGAGGUCAAGGAAGCCAGUUCCUUUCGUGUGAGCAGAGGAUAUGGUCACAGCACCUCCAUGAUCGUUCCGGUGUGGCUUUCUGUUCAGGAGAACCCCUCGCACGAGAUAUUGACAUAUGCUCUCUUAGACACACAAAGUGACACUACCUUUGUGCUAGACGAAACGGCUGCUGCCUUGCAUGUGAAUAGACAACCAACACGUCUCAGCUUGUCUACCAUGACCUCACAGCACACUAUCAUUAACAGUUUCCGUAUACAGAACCUGAGAGUGAGAGGGUUCAAGUCUACGGAAUUUGUGACAAUAGACAAUGCAUAUACGAGAGACUUCAUUCCCGCGGAUCGCUCACAUAUACCUGAAAGGAAAACCGUAAUGUGCUGGCCACACCUGAAGGAGCUUAGCAACGAACUACCACCUCUUCAGUCAUGUGAAGUUGGACUAUUGAUAGGAUACAAUUGUCCUCAAGCUCUUGUACCAAGAAGAACUCUAACAGGAAACGAGAACCAGCCAUAUGGCAUCCAGACACUUCUUGGUUGGAGCGUGGUUGGAUACACAGACCGCACAGACUCGGACGUUGCUGUUGUAUGUCACAGAACUUCAGUGAAGGAGCUACACGGCUGUACACCCAGGGAUGUCAUAAAAACUUUGGAGAAAGACUUUGCUCAUGACAAGAAUGAAGAUAUAAAGAUAUCUCAAGAUGACAUCGCCUUCCUUAACUUUAUGAAAGAAAACAUACAGCAGCAUGAGGAUAAGCAUUUGGAAAUGCCUCUACCAUUCAAGGAGCGACCCUCCCUGCCUAACAACAAGUCACUUGCAUUGAUUCGCUUAGAUCAUCUGAAACGAAAACUUAAAAGAGACCAGACAUAUCAAGAACAUUACAAGACUUUCAUGAGAGAAGUAUUGGAAAGAGGCGACGCCGAACCAGUAUCGUCAGAUGGUGUCAGUGGAAAUACAUGGUAUAUCCCACAUCAUGGUGUUUAUCACCCGAAAAAGCCUGGAAAGCUUAGAGUAGUUUUUGACUGUUCAGCAAGAUUCAAAGAGGCUUCAUUAAAUGAAUAUCUACUGACUGGUCCGGAUUUAACAAAUGCUUUGACUGGGGUUCUAUGCAGAUUCAGACAACACCCUGUGGCUGUCAUGUGUGAUGUGGAGAAGAUGUUCCACCAGUUUGUUGUACAUGAAGCAGACCGAGACUUGUUACGAUUCCUAUGGUGGGAGGAUGGAAACUUGGAUGCAGAACCCAAGGAAUAUCGUAUGAGAGUACACCUGUUUGGAGCGGCUUCCUCCCCAGGAUGUGCUAAUUAUGGACUCAAGUUCUUAGCCAAAAGCCAAGAAGAGCAACUUCAAGCUGCAUCAUUCUUUGUGCAGAAUAAUUUCUAUGUGGAUGACGGACUCACCAGUGUUGAGACGGAAGAAGAAGCUAUCAAGUUGAUACAAGAUGCACAGAUUCUGUGUGCCAAUGGUGGAUUGCGUCUACACAAAUUUAUUUCCAACAACAAGAACGUAAUAAAUUCUGUUGCUGAAUCAGAGAGAGCGGCAGAUGUUAGAGACUUAGACCUUCAACAUGAACAAUUACCUAUGGAACAAGCACUUGGUAUAAAGUGGAACAUUGAAGAGGAUGCAUUUUGCUUCAAAGCUGUCGACCAGAAUGCAUCUCCUACUAGGCGCAGUAUGCUAUCCAUUGUAGCAUCAAUAUUCGACCCAUUGGGAUUUCUCUCCCCUUUCACACUGACUGGGAAACGAAUACUGCAGGAGAUGUGUCAAGUUAUCGCAAAGGCAAGAGUAGCACCUCUAAAGGUUGUAACGAUACCUCGCUUGGAAUUGACAGCUGCAGUAUUGUCAGUGAAGGUCAGUUUAUUUCUGAAGAGGGAGCUGAAUCUACCUAUCAACAGAGAGUACUUUUGGACAGACUCUAAAGUGGUGCUUGGCUACAUCAACAACGAGGCUCGCAGGUUCCACGUAUUUGUUGCAAACCGUGUACAGAUGAUAAGAGAUGCAACAAAACCUCAUCAGUGGCUAUACAUUGAAUCUGCCAGCAACCCAGCCGAUCACGCCUCGCGUGGACUGCGUGCAUCUGAAGUUAAUGAUUCUUCAUGGUUGACCGGCCCUCCAUUACUAUGGCAGUCCAUCAUUGAAAGCAAAGGUGUUGAAACAGAGUUGCAACUUGGAGACCCUGAAGUAAGAUCUGCAAGAACUCUAUGCACCAAAACAAAGGCUCAUUCUAGUAUCCUUGACAUUCUGUCUCGAUUCUCAUCUUGGACCAAAAUGAUAUCCUUCAUCGCCAGAAUGCAGAGACUCGCCAAUGGUGUCAAGGGAACCUAUCCACCAAAUCCAAUUGAAAGACUUCAAGCAGAACAAACUAUCAUCAAACACGUUCAACAUGAAACCUUUCAAGAUGCUAUCAGCGCUCUCGAGAAAUCUGAAGGGCUACCAAAGUCUAACUCCCUGAAACCCCUAGAGCCUAUUCUACAAGAUGGGAUACUUCGAGUGGGAGGCCGACUGGGGAAGGCAACCCUGUCUGAUGCUUACAAGAACCCAAUAAUCUUACCCAGAAAUGGUCAUAUCACGCACUUGAUUCUUUCACAGGCUCACAAGGAAACCUUUCAUCAAGGAAGAGGAAUUACCCUGAACAAGCUCCGGUCUCUUGGUUAUUGGAUUGUAGGAGGAAGUAAGACAGUAGCCAGCUACAUACGUCAGUGCGUUAUAUGCAGGAAGUUGAGACGACCGACAGAGACACAGAGCAUGGCAGACUUGCCCAAGGAGCGUAUGGAACCAUCUCCGCCUUUCACAUACUGCGGUAUGGACUGUUUCGGCCCAUUUAUUGUGAAACAGGGACGGAAGGAAAUAAAACGAUAUGGGUUACUAUUUACCUGUAUGUGCUCUCGUGCUAUCCACAUUGAGAUGUUAGAUGACAUGUCUACGGAUGCGUUCAUUAAUGGUUUGCGCUGCUUCAUCGCAAUUAGAGGAGCCGUGCGACAGUUGCGCUCGGACCAAGGAACCAACUUCAUUGGAGCUAAGAAUGAGUUACAGAAAGCACUUAACAAGGAAAGAAUAUGUUCAUUCUUGGCAGAGAAACACUGUGAAUUCGUGUUUAACGCGCCCAGUGCUAGUCAUACAGGAGGUGUGUGGGAACGUCAAAUAAGAACCGUCCGUAACAUACUCAACGCCAUACUAUUACUUUGUCCUGGAAGGCUAGAUGAUUCCUCGCUGAGAACCGUAUUCUACGAAGCAAUGUCUAUUGUAAACGGUCGCCCACUAACGGUUAGUGAGAUAGACAACCCAGACUCACUGGAGCCGCUUACUCCGAACCACAUCUUAACUGGGAAGACCACUUCUCCCCUUCCCCCUCCUGGAGAGUUCGUGAAGGAAGACGUGUAUGUCCGUAAACGUUGGAGACGUGUACAGUACCUUAUGGAACAAUUUUGGUCCCGUUGGAGACAUGAGUACUUGGCUCAGAUCACCUUACGACAGAAGUGGCAUGGAGUUCGUCGGAACAUCAAGGAAGGUGACAUUGUUCUGGUGAAGGACGUUGACCUGCCACGCAACCAAUGCCUCUCGGUAGAGUUGUCGAAGCCAACCCAGAUGAAGAUGGUCUUGUACGGAGAGUCAAGGUGA